This is a messenger RNA of Linum tenue, 2057 nucleotides long. The record is from the annotation of a GenBank genome assembly. NCBI's taxonomy places the organism in Eukaryota, Viridiplantae, Streptophyta, Magnoliopsida, Malpighiales, Linaceae.
AGCAGCAGCAGCAGCAGCCAGCCAGCCAUUUGGAUUGGAACAGCGGCCAAAAACUUGUUGGCUACUCUCUUCCUUCCCCUCCCUUCCAAAACCGCCAAACUGGAUUUCGUAUUAUAAAAGUUCCAACCUGCCCAUCUCGAUUAGCCGUUCCAUCCAGAAAAUGAACUCUCUGCUUGCUCCUGUAAAUCCUUCCUCCUCACUGAUUCCCCUCUCCUUGUGAAUUCCGAUUUUGAAAUCCCUUCUUUCCACACUCAAAACGCUCUUCUACAACCGAUUCGAUCUACGUCGCGUCCGUCUCUCGAGGCUCUUCUCCUGUUGGUUUGUUUCUACUAGCUUCUCUUCCCCCUGUACUGAUAAUCACCAUGCUCGGCGACGCUUACUAUGGGAAUUGGAAUACGAAUGCGGCGGCGGCGGCGGCGGCUCUUCUCCAGGAGCAGCGGAUUCCACCGAUUGUUCCUCCGCUUGAGCAGCAGCAAGAUACUAUUUCAAUCGACGAUGACGAAAUCUUGAGGCCCGAAUCCGAUUCCGACGAAUCCCCCGGAGCGCCUCUCCAUUGCGGCGGGAGGAUCGAGGUGUUCGCUCGCAGCGGGUUCUCUCCGCUGGCAGAGGACACCGUCCACCACUCCACCAUCAAGAAGUGCUUCCUCGACGGUCUAGGGCAGGCACGCGCCGCCGGAGUCAGGGUCACGGCUGUUCACAGGAACUCCCUCUCCGUGCCGAAUGCCAAGGCGCGCUUCUUCUCGUUCCGGGUCCACGAGAAGGCGGUGGCGGAGAGGCGCGGCGGCCACUCGAACGCUCGGUACGCUUGGUACGGCGGCUCCAGGGACGAGAUUCGCCAGAUUUUGAACUUCGGCUUCAGUCGGUGCAGCGGCGGUGGCGGCCUAACGCACGGUGUCGGCCUCCAUCUCUCCGCAAUUUCAUUUCCCACGGACUGCUUGGAAUCCGCGACCGCUGACCAGGAUGGGACGAAGCACUUGCUUCUCUGCCGCGUUUUGCUAGGGAAAGUGGAGGCGGUGCCUGCUGGCUCCAGCCAAUCAGCUCCCAGCUCCGUUGAAUACGACACUGGUGUUGACGAUUUGACCAAGCCCAGAAGAUACGUUGUCUGGAGCUCGUUCAUGAACUCCCACAUAUUCCCAGCUUUCGUAGUUUCUUUCAAGGACACAGCUAAUGUUCAUGGGUCGAACAGAGGCGCACCCGUGAGAUCCUCGAUGAGACCCAGAUCGCCAUGGAUGAGCUUUCCCUCUCUGAUGAGUGUUCUGUCAGGGAUGUUGGAUCCGCGCAUCAUGUCCAUGGUUUCCAAGAGCUUUGCGGACUUUCAGCGUCAUAGAAUUACCAGAGAGCAAAUGAUAAGAAGAACAAGGCAGCUUGUUGGGGAUGACCUGUUGUCCUCAGUGAUCAAAACUCACCAGAAGGUUUAUCUUUGAGCUGACGAGGGGUCUGGCGCGGCGGGCAUGAAUGGGGAUGAAGGAUGGACCAACAACAAUAAAGCCUAUGACUUAAUUGUGAAGUGAUCAUCAGAAAGCAAAAAACGGGAAGCAGUCAGCUUAGCAAUUUGUUAUUAGGGAUUGGGCGGAGAAGAAAGGCUUGUACUUUUUAGAUUAGAUUGUAAUCGAACACUUAACCAGAAAGAAAAGUAUUAUUGAAAGUUGUUUUGUUAGUCAUAGUUAAUAGGCCGAGACUUGACUGUGCUGGAGAAACCUUGCUCACACCCAAAUAUCGAAUAGAAAGGAAGUAAAAACCCACGCCACGCCACGUUUGGAGACUUGUCACUGUGGCCUUAUCCAGAGCUGCUAUUCUUCUCCGGUUUUAUCCAAUGGCAAACGGAUAGGAGGUCCAAUUUUUCAGAGAACUUGAAAAUAAAGGGUACCGACAUAUGCUGCAUAUGAGAUGAUCGUGGUCGGUUUGAUUUGAAUAGAGAGGGCUAUGGUACGUGUCGACUACUAGAAUUCAUCCAAUUUUUUGUUCCCUUCUUUUCUUUUGGUUAGGGAUAGUUUGGCCUUAAGUUCGGCAUAAGUGAUAGUUUUGAUCCGAACUUUUGAAUAUUACAGUUAUGGCCU